AUGGUGGUAAACAAAAAAAUAAAAUUGUGUAUUUACAGACACUCUCAGCUUUUAACAAUAUACCAAAUAAAUCAUUUUACUUUUAUUUCAGGGUUCAUUGAAGAAAAAGAGGAAAAUGAAGAAUCAAGUGAAGUUGAGAAAAAUUGUGUCAAAACUGGUGAAAAACCUUGCAGUUGCUCUCAAACCAAACAGAAAGAUUUAAAGAAAAAAAUACUUAAGAAAUCUUUCACCUGCACUCAGUGUGAAAAGAGUUUCACACGUAAAUCAAAUCUCAAGUGUCACAUGAACAUCCACACUGGAGAGAAGCAGCACGCAUGUGAUCAGUGUGGUAAAAUGUUUUUAUUGGCUUCACUUCUGAAGAAACACUUAAAAGUUCAUGCAAAGGAGAAACCACAUCCAUGUAAUUUGUGUGGUAAGAGUUUUUUGCGUCUUCAAAGUUUGAAAGUACAUCAGAAAAUACAUACUGAUGUGAGAGAGUACGUGUGCUUUCAGUGUGAAAAGACUUUUAGUUCAGAGAGCAGUUUAAAACUGCAUGAGAGGAUUCACACUGGAGAGAAACUUCAUAAGUGUUCACACUGUGACAAGAGAUUCAAUCGUUCAGCAAAUCUGAAAACACAUGAGAGGAUCCACACUGGAGAGAAACCUUACAAGUGUUCACACUGUGACGAGAGAUUCAGUCGUUUGGCAUAUCUGAAAAAACAUGAGAGGAUCCACACUGGAGAGAAACCUUAUAAGUGUUCACACUGUGAUGAGAGAUUCAGUCAGUCAGUAGAUCUGAAAAAACAUAAGAGGAUCCACACUGGAGAGAAACUUUAUAAGUGUUCACACUGUGACAAGAGAUUCAGUGUGUCAUCGAGUCUGAAAAAACAUGAGAGGAUCCACACUGGAGAGAAACCUUACAAGUGUUCACACUGUGACAAGAGAUUCAGUCGGUUAACAAAUCUGAAAACACAUGAGAGGAUUCACACUGGAGAGAAACCUUACAAGUGUUCACACUGUGUCAAGAAAUUCAGUCUGUUAAGACACCUGAAAACUCAUGAGAGGAUUCACACUGGAGAGAAACCUUAUAAGUGUUCACACUGUGUCAAGAGAUUCAGUCGUUCAGCAAAUCUGAAAACACAUGAGAGGAUCCACACUGGAGAGAAACCUUAUAAGUGUUCACACUGUGUCAAGAGAUUCAGUAGUUCAUCAACUCUGAAAACACAUAAGAGGAUCCAUACUGGAGAGAAACCUUGUAAGUGUUCACAAUGUGACAAGAGAUUCAGUCUGUUAUCAAGUCUGAAAACACAUGAGAGGAUUCACACUGGAGAGAAACCUUAUAAGUGUUCACAAUGUGACAAGAGAUUCAGUAAUUCAUCAAGUCUGAAAAGACAUGAGGUGAUCCACACUGGAGAGAAACCUUACAAGUGUUCACACUGUGACAAGAGAUUCAGUGAUUUAUCAAGUCUGAAAAAACAUGAGAGGCUUCACACUGGAGAAAAACCUUAUAAGUGUUCACACUGUGACAAGAGAUUCAUUCAGUCAGUAGAUAUGAAAAAACAUGAGAGGAUUCACAGUGGAGAGAAACCUUAUAAGUGUUCACACUGUGACAAGAAAUUCAGUGAUUUAUCAGGUCUUAAAAAACAUGAGAGGAUUUACACUGGAGAGAAAGCACAUCACUGCAGUGCACAUGGGAAGCGUUCCAUUUAG
This is a messenger RNA of Carassius carassius (crucian carp), 1689 nucleotides long. Its product is annotated as zinc finger protein 271-like. The transcript has 2 exons. Gene Ontology annotation, molecular function: RNA polymerase II cis-regulatory region sequence-specific DNA binding; DNA-binding transcription factor activity. The coding region runs from base 1 to 1689 and encodes 562 amino acids. Gene Ontology annotation, biological process: regulation of transcription by RNA polymerase II. Lineage: Eukaryota; Metazoa; Chordata; Actinopteri; Cypriniformes; Cyprinidae. The record is from RefSeq and is a predicted model, not a curated record.